AUGAGUAGCUCUGGGUUCCAGGAGGACGUGGACGAGCUGCUGGCGGCGCUGACCCCCGAGGAGCUGCAGGAGCUGGAGAGGGAGCUGGACGACGCCGUGGCCCCCGGCCUGAGGCAGCGAGACCAGACCACCAGGACCCCCACGGGGGACUACGACCGGGCCGCCCUGCUCCGGUUCUGGGGGGACGAGAACCGGAAGCUGCUGGAGGACGAGAGGAUGGUGAGGGAGGGACAAGCAGGACGGCCCGAUGGCGGCCGAGGGGAACCGGGGUCGGACGCCGGGGGCGAGGCGCCGCACGCCGCCGCGAAGAGGAGUUCUCAAAGGGGGAAGAAAGUGAAGGAGAGCGAGAAGGAGAAGAAAGACGAGUGUAAGGAGGCGGCGGGGACGAGGAGCCAGGGGCCCCAGAAGAAGAGUCCGCCGGGCGAGUCCAGGAGAACCGGAACCACCGACGGGAACCCGGAAGCAACCGCCGCCGGGAACCCGACCGCCGUCGCCGAAACCCUGGAGCGGAUCCGGCUUGACGACCCCGCCGUCAGCGAAGUGAACCUCAACAACCUGCAGGACAUUACCCAGGAGACCUUGCUGCGCUUCGCCGACGCCCUGCGCGCCAACACCCACGUGCGCGUCUUCAGCCUCGCCAACACCCGCGACGACCGCGUGGCGCUCGCCGUGUCCGGGAUGCUCCGCGAGAACCGCUCCGUCCGGAGCCUGAACCUGGAGUCCAACUUCCUGUCCGGCCGCGGCGUCCUGGCGCUGCUGGCGGCGCUGCGGCACAACCGGGCGCUGGCCGAGCUGCGCUUCCACAACCAGAGGCACAUGUGCGGCGGGAGGGCGGAGAUGGAGAUGGUGCAGCUGCUGAGGGAGAACACCACCCUGCUCAAGCUCGGCUACCAGUUCCACCUCCCGGGCCCGAGGAUGGCGGCCACCGGCCUCCUGGCGCGCAACCAGGACCGGCAGCGGCAGCGGAGGCUCCGGCAGGAGGAGGAGCGGGAGGGAGGGCCCCCGGAGGCGGCGGGACGAGAGCCCGGUCCCCCAAAGGAGACGUCGCCACCUUCUCAGACUGUUGAAACCCAGAAGGGAAACUCUCCUCCGGCUCCUCCUCCUCCUGCGUCUUUAGCCCCGCCCACGAGGAAGAUCUCAGCGAUGGUCGAACGGCGCGAGGGCGUCGCCGCGGCCACGAAGACUCCGUCCGACCGAAGGGAGACCGAGUCGAAGAAGCUCAAGAACGGCGCCAACGAGAAGGACGGCCUGAAGCCGGCGAGCCGCGACGACCUGAUGUCGGCGAUCCGCGAGAGCAACGUCGGGUCCUUAAAAAGGGUGGAUCUGUCCCACACCUGAACUCACCUGAACUCUGCUCACGUUGUUUUUUAAAUACUUGAUUUCACACUAAAAUGUCACAUCUUGAACUCGUGUUCCAGCUGAAUGUUGCCGUCGUUCUUCCCGGAUGUUUCCACAUGUGAAUUAAAGCGUGUUUUUUAACUAC
Pseudoliparis swirei is the source of this 1483-nucleotide messenger RNA. It is a transcript of the gene lmod2a, whose product is annotated as leiomodin 2 (cardiac) a. Gene Ontology annotation, biological process: pointed-end actin filament capping; myofibril assembly; muscle contraction. Gene Ontology annotation, cellular component: myofibril; striated muscle thin filament. Lineage: Eukaryota; Metazoa; Chordata; Actinopteri; Perciformes; Liparidae. Gene Ontology annotation, molecular function: actin binding; tropomyosin binding. The record is from RefSeq and is a predicted model, not a curated record.